This is a messenger RNA of Sclerotinia borealis F-4128, 1455 nucleotides long. The record is from the annotation of a GenBank genome assembly. NCBI's taxonomy places the organism in Eukaryota, Fungi, Ascomycota, Leotiomycetes, Helotiales, Sclerotiniaceae.
AUGAACUCAAUUUCCCCGAUCGAUACUAUUCAAGAUGGGACAAACGAAGCUGCGCCAGAUUGGGUACCUCAAAAUGGAGACACCGUUAUUCCCAUAGAAAAGAAACUCGACAAUUCAAUGGAACAUCCAACUCGUCCAAUGAUGGGCAAAAGAAAGGCCAAAAGGAAAGACGAUAGUCCUCUGGAUAUCAUCUGUAGAUUUGUUGUGGACCAUCAAACUGGGCUAUCUGUCAACCUGUUAAUGCUCCUUUCUUUAACGCACAUAUGCUUCCCAAAAGCUCGCAGACAUACUCGAAAAUUCUUCGAACUUUCCUACUAUAACCAGGAGUCUGGUGAAUAUUGUGCGGGCUGGAAUGAUGCUUGGUUGGUGUUCUAUUGGAUUGUGGUCUUUACGGGACUUCGCGCUGCUUUCAUGGAUUAUAUCUUGAGGCCAUUGGCAAGAAAGGGUGGGGUGAAGACUGCGAGAGAUGAGACGAGAUUUGCUGAGCAGGCUUGGCUUAUGAUCUAUUAUUCCGUGUUCUGGACACUGGGAAUGUACAUAUACGUCAAUUCGGACUACUGGUGGAAUUUGAGUGAACUAUGGACUAAUUGGCCUAAUCGAGAGGUUGGUGGACUUCGAAAGUGGUAUAUUCUCGUCCAGUAUGCAUUCUGGCUUCAACAAAUUAUAGUUAUCAACAUUGAGGCACGCCGAAAGGAUCAUUGGCAGAUGUUUACACACCACAUCGUUACAACUGCGUUGAUCUUCACAAGUUAUGGUUACCACCAAACGAAAGUGGCUAAUGUAAUUCUUUGUUUGAUGGAUGUGGUGGAUCUUUUCUUUCCAGCUGCAAAAUGUCUCAAGUAUCUCGGAUACGAUAAAUUAUGCGAUUUCAUGUUCGGUCUUUUCAUGCUCUCUUGGGUAACAGCUCGUCACGCUUUCUAUCUUAUUAUCUGCUAUUCCGUUUGGGCGGAUAUCCCGAAAGUGAUCAACUAUGGUUGCUACCAGGGUAAAAAUGGUUUUAUUUCGGGUCCAUUCCCAGCUCCGGAUCGCUUUGGGCACCUCUUCAAGCCAUUUCAAGAUCCUGUCGGAGUCGUUUGUUGGAACAACAACAUAAAAUGGGGAUUCCUCAGCGCCUUGUUUUUCCUCCAAGGUAUCACACUAAUGUGGUUCUGGAUGAUUCUUCAAGUUGCUAUCAAAGUCAUUAAAGGUGGGCAAGCAGACGAUACCCGAAGUGACAACGAAGAGGAAGAGGAAGAUAUCGAUUUGGACGAGGAGCCCAUGACUGAUGGAGUUUACUUAUUGAAAGGAGAGCCAUACGAGGAAGAAGUUGGUGUCGAAGAACUGAAUUUGAAGGGAAGAACCUCCAGAAAUGGUCGAUAUAGGAAGACUUCGAGUAGUGCGAGUGGUGUGAGUAUCCCGGGACACAGCGAUAGAAAGGAAUUGUUGGGCAGGAUUGGGUGUGACAAAGGCGUUUAG